AUGGCGGCGCCCUCCGAGUCCUCCGAAGCCAUGAUUUUCUAUGACAUUGCCAUGGCCACACCAUACGCACCGAAUCCCUGGAAGUCACGAUUGGCGCUGAACUUUAAAGACAUUAAAUAUUCGACCACGUGGGUUCAUCUUCCUGAUAUUGCCCAAGUUCGUCGCACUCUCGGUGUCCCGGCUUGCCGAAAGUUUAGCGACGGCACCGACUUUUAUACUCUCCCCAUUCUCGUUGACCCCAAUACCAAGUCCCGAAUCGGGGACUCCUUCGACAUUGCCAUCUAUUUACAAAAAACAUACCCAGAUUCAGGCGCAGGCGAUCUGUUUCCCCCGCAAAAGCUCGAGUUUGCCUUCAACAAUGAAUUUGCCUCGCUUGUGCCCCUGUCUGAGCGAAAUGAUAUAGAGUAUGUCGACUACUCCAAAUUCAACACAUAUGUCGACGCGGCAUUUACAGCUCAUGUUUCCCUGGUGGUGCAUAAUCUGCCGUUUCAUCCUGCCACUGCUGAAGCAACCAAGGCCGAAUUUGUGCGCCGCGCCGGUGUGACGUCUUGGGAUGAUUUUCAGAUAAAAGGAGAACAGCGACAGAAGUUUAAAGAGUCUUUCCAUACCAUGCUAGGUGAUCUGGGAAAGCUAUUUCUAAGAGACAUCAGCGGGCCUUUUUUAUUGGGUAAGAAGGCUAGCUAUGCUGAUCUAAUUGUUGGUGGGUGGCUGCGCAUGAUGCGUGAAGCUCUCCCGAAACAAGAGUGGGAAGAGAUAAGUGGCUGGCACGGGGGUAUCUAUGGACGCUUGCAUGAUGGCCUAGAGAAGUAUGCAGAAGUGAAGUAG
Molecule: messenger RNA, 825 nt
Organism: Talaromyces atroroseus
Lineage: Eukaryota; Fungi; Ascomycota; Eurotiomycetes; Eurotiales; Trichocomaceae
Exons: 1
Coding region: 1-825 (274 amino acids)
Source: RefSeq, a predicted model, not a curated record